AUGAUUUACGUGAGUAGCGGUGUACAAUUUUAAUUAGAAAAAAAAACCAACAAAAGUCAAAGUCUUUCCGUAUGUUUUUAAUGCCCAUGUCGUACUAUUUGAAUAGGUCAAACUUGUACUGUAAAUAAAUUAACAACAUUAAGCCGACUGAUCCUGUCACAUGUCCUUUCUUUUUGUUAAAUGAUUAUUUCUUCACCAUAUGAAUUAUAAAAACAAAAGUAUAAUUUGAUUGAUUAACCUAGAUUCUUCUCUUGUUUCCAAGUAAAAUGUGAUCGAUCUCGUUUCUUUUCUUUCAAGAUGUAACCGUAGGAGACUUUUGGCUUGUGGAAGAUGUCAUCUCAAGCAUAAAAAGCUCUGUUUUUUCUAGGUCUUGUUCACGGACUAUACAACAAGGCAAUUACCAAAACAAACUCAGUCUUAUCCGGAGAAACCAUAAAAAAAAUGAAAAUAAAUGGAGAAGGUGGAGAGUUGUGAGAGGGACAUGUAAAUCUACCAAUGCAUCCUCCUGCUUCAGAAGAAUGAGUCACAUUGAGAGAGUUUGGUUACAUAAACUUAUAUAUAACCUAUUUUCACAACUCUCUUUUCAAAAGUAUAUAUAACCUUUCAAUCAAAACAGCGUCUUCCCAGGAUCUCUCUGUUUUUCUGACAUUGCCGUGAAAGUCUCAAACGCUCGUCCUAUAAAGCAAACUCAUUACAAAAAGAAACACACUUUUGUCCGAAAGUUUAGCUCUUUGAAACGCGUCAGGGAAAGAGAAAUCCACAAGACUCUCUCUUACCUCUUUUCUCUGUUUUUUCUGUGUUGAGUUUCUUUUUUUUUUUUUUUUCUUGGAAAAUGAUGUGUUAUGAAAACGAAUCAAACCUGGACCGGUUCCUUCGCUGCACAACACCAGUCGUCCCUUCGCUUUCCCUCCCAAAGACACAGAUCAAGAACCUGAAUCGUCUAUGGUACCCUUCGGAGAGCGAGAGCGUUGAUUAUUUCAGGUUAAGUGAUUUUUGGGAUUGUUUCGACGAGUGGAGCGCAUACGGUGCAGGUGUUCCCAUCUUGUCUGAAACCGGCGAGACAUUGGUCCAAUACUAUGUUCCUUACCUCUCUGCUAUCCAGAUUUUCACUUCUCAUUCUGCUCUUAUUGCCCUAAGGGAGGAGACUGAGUCUGGAGACUCAGGGAGCGAGACGUGUAGCGAGGAAUGGAGAUGGGAAGGAUGGUCUUCGUCAGAGGAAGGAGUGGAUCAUCAAGAACCUCUCGAUCGUCUCGGUUACUCUUACUUGCAGUAUUUCGAGAGAUGUACUCCUUACUCUCGGGUCCCUCUCAUGGAUAAAAUCAAAGGGUUGGGAGAAAGACAUGCAGGCUUGAGGUCAUUGAGGAGUGUUGAUCUGUCUCCUGCGAGUUGGAUGGCUGUUGCUUGGUAUCCAAUCUAUCACAUCCCCAUGAACCGAAGCAUAAAGGACUUGUCUACUUGCUUCCUCACUUACCACACACUUUCUUCGUCUUUCCAAGAUGUGGAGAAAGAGAAGAAGGAAAGGAUAAGUGUUGGUGCAUUUGGGAUGGCCACUUACAAAACGCAAGGGAGACUAUGGGACAAUGAUAGAUUGCUUUCCCUUUUGAGCGUAGCAGAUUCUUGGUUAAAGCAGCUAAGGGUCCACCACCAUGACUUCACCUACUUCACCACUACUCCUUAUCAUCUCUAAUAACAGCAUAGUGUUUUUAUAUUGAGUCUUGGUUAACAAUCUAUUUAGUUUUGUGUGUUUAAGAGUAGCUAGAGAUAUCAAUAACGUUGAACAACAUUUGGAAGUCUUAGAAAACAACAUGCACUGACUUUUUCUUCAAAAUGUUUUCAUCUUAGAUUUGGUUUUGGGUGUGUAUGAUUAUGGGCAUAAUACAUUUUAUUCUCUUCUAA
Molecule: messenger RNA, 1896 nt
Organism: Brassica napus (rape)
Lineage: Eukaryota; Viridiplantae; Streptophyta; Magnoliopsida; Brassicales; Brassicaceae
Exons: 6
Coding region: 833-1687 (284 amino acids)
Source: RefSeq, a predicted model, not a curated record